Messenger RNA from Diaporthe amygdali, 609 nucleotides. Its product is annotated as ob-fold nucleic acid binding domain-containing protein. The coding region runs from base 1 to 609 and encodes 202 amino acids. Lineage: Eukaryota; Fungi; Ascomycota; Sordariomycetes; Diaporthales; Diaporthaceae. The record is from RefSeq and is a predicted model, not a curated record. The transcript is spliced from 2 exons.
AUGCCCCUUCCUCCGCCCCCAUUCCGGGUCCCGACGCUCCUGAUGCCCCUUGAAACGAUGACUGAGCAAGACGAGCACCCCGUAUAUCCUCAGUACUGCUUCCACCUCUCUCCCACCAUCAACAGGUUCUGCUCUCUGAGGUCCGGCGACAUCCAAAACCUGACCACACACCCAGGCUUCGCAGGACAAGACGUCUUCUUCCACAGAAACCUCCCUCUACGAUGGGUCCGCAUCGCUGGCAUGGUUGUUGCCGUCGACGAGUUCGCCCACCGCCGUGUUUACACCGUUGAUGACAGCGACGGUCUGUGCAUUGAAUGCGUCGCAGACUUACCGAAACCCAACUCGAACGACUCCGCGAGCGCCGCUAUCACAACCCUUCCAAAAGAUGUCGACGUCGGCACUGUCGUUGACGUUAAGGGUGGCUUGACCUUAUUUAGAGGUAACAAGCAGGUCAAGAUCGAGAAGAUGACGAUCCUUCGCUCGACAGACGAGGAGGUGGCCUUGUGGGAGAAAGCCACGCAGUUCCGUGUUGACGUGCUGGACAAGCCUUGGAAGCUAACGGAAAGGGAAAUCAGGAGAUGUCGCAAGGAGGCAGAGAGGCAAGACUGA